AUUUCAUAUCUUUAUAUACCCCUCACAUGCAAUUUGUUUAUUAGUCAUUUGCUAGUCCAAUACUAUAUCUUAUAAUUUUAACCAAUCAAAAAUGAUUUUUAUUGAACCACAAGUUAUAUGCAAGAAGCAUCAAGAUCAUAAGCAAAAUCAUGGAGUUUGUUCUUGUUGCCUUAGGGAAAGACUCAUUAAGCUUUCUACUAAUUCAACAACAACAAUAAUGGCAACUUCUUCAUCAUCUUCCUCUAAAUCUUCUACCACUUGUGGUUCUCCACGUGGACAUCGUCGGAUCAAUUCCGAUGUUGUGGGGCCCUUUUCUUUCAUCGGGACCGGUGCCGGAGGAGGUUUGAAGAAGAGUAGAUCCAUAACUUUUGUUGCAAGAUCAUGUGGAGUAUUGAAUGAGCAAAAGAAGAAAGAAGGGUUUUGGUCAAAGCUAAUAAAGUCAACGGGUAAAAGAUCCAAAAGGGUUCUUGUAUAUUGAUCAUAAAAGAUUUAACUUAGAUAUAUGUUGUCAGUGUAAAAGAUUUUGAUAUACUUGAUAAAUUUGUACCAAGUGUGACAAGUUUGAUAUUAUCGUCGAUUUAUAACAUAUCUAUUAUUCUAUUUA
Solanum lycopersicum (tomato) is the source of this 604-nucleotide messenger RNA. Lineage: Eukaryota; Viridiplantae; Streptophyta; Magnoliopsida; Solanales; Solanaceae. The record is from RefSeq and is a predicted model, not a curated record.